This is a messenger RNA of Symbiodinium natans, 1230 nucleotides long. The record is from the annotation of a GenBank genome assembly. NCBI's taxonomy places the organism in Eukaryota, Dinophyceae, Suessiales, Symbiodiniaceae.
AUGAGCGGAGGAGGAGGCUCAUCUGGACAGAACUUCUGCUCCAGUAAUGCGGGCUUCUCCGGAACACCGCUAUGGAAGCUGAAACAGCAGGGCCAACUGCCGAAUCAAUGGAGAGAGCACGAGGAGGCGAAAGAGCUCCAGGCCAAGGAGCUGCGAGAAGAGGAGGAGGCCGCUGCGACACUGCGCGUGGUCGUGGAUGCCGUCAGCCUGGGGAGGGUGGAUCUCAACCUAGUUCGCCACCUUGUCGUCAAGGACCUGAGGAAGGUGGCCGCCAGAUCCAAGAUUGUCUUGCCCACCACGGGUCUCUUCGAGAACAAAGCUCCACUGCAGCUCUUUGCUUUGUUUGACGGCCAGUCUGCAGCUGAGGGGCCUGGCCCCAUGGCGGCCGAGUGCUGCGCCAAAACACUGCUGCCAAAGCUGCUGCGGAACAUGUCCGCCAUACCACAGGGCUAUGAGAACGCCACCUUCAUCAAGGCGUGCUUGAAGAAGGCUUUCGAGGACCUAGACAAGGAAGUUCUGCGAAAUCAGCCCUCCGUGUCAGACGGCUGUGGCGGUGCAGUGGCACUGUUGGUGGGUGAGAAGCUCUUCACAGCAGUCUGCGGCGCUUGUGAGCUUACCUUGCUCGAAGCGGGCGCGCGGAAAGGCAACAAGCAGGACAUGUGCAAGGCGGUGAACAUGGGGGCUCACCAGGGCAACUUCAAGGUUCCCGAGGAUCAGAAGUUCCUCCAAGACAAUGGUGGGAUGGUCUUCCCUGGGGAAGGCGGCAAGCUGAUGACCAGCAAUCCGCAGGGCGCGACCACGGCGGUCUCCAGGUCGAUUGGGGACCGGGCAUGGAAGGGAUCCAUGGGAGGCAUGCCUGGUAGCCUCAAGCUCUUGCGAAGCGUUCCAGAAACCAAACAUACGGACAUCUCCUGGGCAGACCGGCAUAUUGCCUUGGUGCUGAGCUCCACGCCUGUGCCGGCGGCCAUGCCCAGCCCACAGGUUGCCCUGACUGUGUCCGACUUCGAGUACAAGCCUCGGGCGGCUAGCGGCGAAAUCGCCAACCGUGCAGCACUGGCGCCACAGAACGCCAACGCGCAAUGCACAACCAUCGUGGUGUACUUCGUCCCCAAGGACGACCGCGGUGUCGUCGAGCCGGCCGCCAAGAGAGCCAAGAAGGAAGCUGAAAGCGUGCGCCUGCGGCACAUCGUUGCUCUUUGGCGGAGUAUGAAAACGGAAGAGGGGUGGUAG